AUGAAGUGGCUCUACCUGGCAGCGUUCGCUUCUCUUGCCUUGGCCAAUGCCCCUGGUGGGCCCGGUGGCCAUGGAAGAAAGCUCCCAGUCAAUCCUAAAACGUUCCCCAAUGAGAUCCGUCUGAAGGAUCUCCUCCACGGAUCGCAGAAGCUGGAGGACUUUGCGUAUGCGUACCCCGAGCGCAACCGUGUCUUCGGAGGCCAGGCCCAUCUGGAUACUGUCAACUACCUCUAUCGUGAGUUGAAGAAGACCGGCUACUACGAUGUCUACAAGCAGCCUCAGGUCCACCAGUGGACCCGUGCGGACCAGUCACUCACCCUCGGCGGCGAUUCCAUCCAGGCCAGCACCAUGACCUACAGUCCCAGUGUCAAUGUCACCGCGCCGCUCUCACUGGUCAGCAAGCUGGGUUGCGCGGAGGGUGAUUACUCGGCCGAUGUCAAGGGCAAGAUCGCCCUGGUCUCGCGUGGCGAGUGUUCCUUUGCCCAGAAGUCCGUGCUGAGCGCAAAGGCUGGGGCCGUCGCGACCAUCGUGUACAACAACGUCGAUGGUUCUCUGGCCGGUACGCUGGGCGGCGCGACCAGCGAGCUGGGCCCGUAUUCCCCCAUCAUCGGCAUCACUCUGGCCGCUGGACAGGAUCUGGUCGCCCGUCUCCAGGCCGCCCCCACCGAGGUCAGCCUGUGGAUCGACAGCAAGGUCGAGAACCGGACCACAUACAAUGUCAUCGCGCAGACCAAGGGCGGUGAUCCCAACAACGUUGUCGCGCUGGGUGGACACACGGACUCGGUCGAAAACGGACCGGGCAUCAACGACGACGGCUCCGGGGUGAUUAGCAACCUGGUCGUGGCCAAGGCGCUCACCCGCUACUCGGUCAAGAACGCGGUGCGCUUCUGCUUCUGGACGGCGGAGGAGUUCGGCCUGCUGGGCAGCAACUACUACGUCGACAACCUCUCCCCCGCCGAGCUCGCCAAGAUCCGCCUGUAUCUCAACUUCGACAUGAUCGCGUCCCCCAACUACGCGCUGAUGAUCUACGACGGUGAUGGAUCCGCCUUCAACCUGACCGGUCCCCCCGGUUCCGCCCAGAUCGAGAGCCUGUUCGAGAACUACUACAAGUCGAUCAAGCAGGGCUUCGUCCCCACCGCCUUCGACGGACGCUCCGACUACGAGGGCUUCAUCCUAAAGGGCAUCCCCGCUGGCGGCGUGUUCACCGGCGCGGAGUCGCUGAAGACUGAGGAGCAGGCCAGGCUGUUCGGCGGCCAGGCCGGCGUGGCUCUGGACGCCAACUACCAUGCGAAGGGCGACAACAUGACCAACCUUAACCACAAGGCGUUCCUGAUCAACUCCCGUGCCACCGCGUUCGCCGUGGCAACGUACGCCAACAACCUGAGCUCGAUCCCGCCGCGCAAUGCGACCGUCGUCAAGCGCGAGAGCAUGAAGUGGACGAAGCGAGAGGAGCCUCACACGCAUGGCGCUGACACGGGAUGCUUCGCCUCGCGUGUCAAGGAAUAA
Aspergillus clavatus NRRL 1 is the source of this 1506-nucleotide messenger RNA. Its product is annotated as M28 family metallopeptidase. Gene Ontology annotation, molecular function: metalloexopeptidase activity; aminopeptidase activity. The transcript has 2 exons. Lineage: Eukaryota; Fungi; Ascomycota; Eurotiomycetes; Eurotiales; Aspergillaceae. Bases 1 to 1506 code for a protein of 501 amino acids. Gene Ontology annotation, biological process: proteolysis. The record is from RefSeq and is a predicted model, not a curated record.